AUGAACGGCUGCGCAGGAACGGCUGCGCAGGAACGGCUGCGCAGGAACGGCUGCGCAGGAACGGCUGCGCAGGAACGGCUGCGCAGGAACGGCUGCGCAGGAACGGCUGCGCAGGAACGGCUGCGCAGGAACGGCUGCGCAGGAACGGCUGCGCAGAAACGGCUGCGCAGAAACGGCUGCGCAGGAACGGCUGCGCAGGAACGGCUGCGCAGGAACGGCUGCGCAGGAACGGCUGCGCAGGAACGGCUGCGCAGGAACGGCUGCGCAGGAACGGCUGCGCAGGAACGGCUGCGCAGGAACGGCUGCGCAGAAACGGCUGCGCAGAAACGGCUGCGCAGUAACGGCUGCGCAGGAACGGCUGCGCAGGAACGGCUGCGCAGGAACGGCUGCGCAGGAACGGCUGCGCAGGAACGGCUGCGCAGGAACGGCUGCGCAGAAACGGCUGCGCAGAAACGGCUUCGCAGAAACGGCUGCGCAGAAGCGGCUGCGCAGAAGCGGCUGCGCAGAAGCGGCUGCGCAGAAGCGGCUGCGCAGAAGCGGCUGCGCAGAAGCGGCUGCGCAGAAGCGGCUGCGCAGAAGCGGCUGCGCAGAAGCGGCUGCGCAGAAGCGGCUGCAAGCGGCUGCGCAGAAGCGGCUGCGCAGAAGCGGCUGCGCAGGAACAGCUGCGCAGGAACAGCUGCGCAGGAACAGCUGCGCAGGAACAGCUGCGCAGGAACAGCUGCGCAGGAACAGCUGCGCAGGAACAGCUGCGCAGGAACAGCUGCGCAGGAACAGCUGCGCAGGAACAGCUGCGCAGGAACAGCUGCGCAGGAACAGCUGCGCAGGAACAGCUGCGCAGGAACAGCUGCGCAGGAACAGCUGCGCAGGAACAGCUGCGCAGGAACAGCUGCGCAGGAACAGCUGCGCAGGAACAGCUGCGCAGGAACAGCUGCGCAGGAACAGCUGCGCAGGAGCAGCUGCGCAGAAGCAGCUGCGCAGGAACAGCUGCGCAGGAACAGCUGCGCAGGAACAGCUGCGCAGGAACAGCUGCGCAGGAACAGCUGCGCAGGAACAGCUGCGCAGGAACAGCUGCGCAGGAACAGCUGCGCAGGAACAGCUGCGCAGGAACAGCUGCGCAGGAAGAGCUGCGCAGGAACGGCUGCGCAGGAACGGCUGCGCAGGAACGGCUGCGCAGGAACGGCUGCGCAGGAACGGCUGCGCAGAAACGGCUGCGCAGAAACGGCUGCGCAGGAACGGCUGCGCAGGAACGGCUGCGCAGGAACGGCUGCGCAGGAACGGCUGCGCAGGAACGGCUUCGCAGGAACGGCUGCGCAGGAACGGCUGCGCAGGAACGGCUGCGCAGGAACGGCUGCGCAGGAACGGCUGCGCAGGAACGGCUGCGCAGGAACGGCUGCGCAGGAACGGCUGCGCAGGAACGGCUGCGCAGAAACGGCUGCGCAGAAACGGCUGCGCAGUAACGGCUGCGCAGAAACGGCUGCGCAGGAACGGCUGCGCAGGAACGGCUGCGCAGAAACGGCUGCGCAGAAGCGGCUGCGCAGAAGCGGCUGCGCAGAAGCGGCUGCGCAGAAGCGGCUGCGCAGAAGCGGCUGCGCAGAAGCGGCUGCGCAGAAGCGGCUGCGCAGAAGCGGCUGCGCAGAAGCGGCUGCGCAGAAGCGGCUGCGCAGAAGCGGCUGCGCAGAAGCGGCUGCGCAGAAGCGGCUGCGCAGAAGCGGCUGCGCAGAAGCGGCUGCGCAGAAGCGGCUGCGCAGAAGCGGCUGCGCAGAAGCGGCUGCGCAGAAGCGGCUGCGCAGAAGCGGCUGCGCAGAAGCGGCUGCGCAGAAGCGGCUGCGCAGAAGCGGCUGCGCAGAAGCGGCUGCGCAGAAGCGGCUGCGCAGAAGCGGCUGCGCAGAAGCGGCUGCGCAGAAGCGGCUGCGCAGAAGCGGCUGCGCAGAAGCGGCUGCGCAGAAGCGGCUGCGCAGAAACGGCUGCGCAGAAACGGCUGCGCAGAAGCGGCUGCGCAGAAGCGGCUGCGCAGAAGCGGCUGCGCAGAUACGGCUGCGCAGAAACGGCUGCGCAGAAACGGCUGCGCAGAAGCGGCUGCGCGGAAGCGGCUGCGCGGAAGCGGCUGCGCGGAAGCGGCUGCGCGGAAACGGCUGCGCGGAAACGGCUGCGCGGAAACGGCUGCGCGGAAACGGCUGCGCGGAAGCGGCUGCGCGGAAGCGGCUGCGCGGAAGCGGCUGCGCGGAAGCGGCUGCGCGGAAGCGGCUGCGCGGAAGCGGCUGCGCGGAAGCGGCUGCGCGGAAGCGGCUGCGCGGAAGCGGCUGCGCAGAAGCGGCUGCGCAGAAGCGGCUGCGCAGAAGCGGCUGCGCAGAAGCGGCUGCGCAGAAGCGGCUGCGCAGAAGCGGCUGCGCAAUAGCGGCUGCGCAGAAGCGGCUGCGCAGAAGCGGCUGCGCAGAAGCGGCUGCGCAGAAGCGGCUGCGCAGAAGCGGCUGCAAGCGGCUGCGCAGAAGCGGCUGCGCAGUAGCGGCUGCGCAGAAGCGGCUGCGCAGAAGCGGCUGCGCAGAAACAGCUGCGCAGAAGCGGCUGCGCAGAAGCGGCUGCGCAGAAGCGGCUGCGCAGAAGCGGCUGCGCAGAAGCGGCUGCGCAGAAGCGGCUGCGCAGAAGCGGCUGCGCAGAAGCGGCUGCGCAGAAGCGUCUGCGCAGAAGCGUCUGCGCAGUAGCGGCUGCGCAGUAGCGGCUGCGCUGAAGCGGCUGCGCAGAAGCGGCUGCGCAGAAGCGGCUGCGCAGAAGCGGCUGCGCAGAAACGGCUGCGCAGAAACGGCUGCGCAGAAACGGCUGCGCAGAAACGGCUGCGCAGGAACGGCUGCGCAGGAACGGCUGCGCAGGAACGGCUGCGCAGGAACGGCUGCGCAGGAACGGCUGCGCAGGAACGGCUGCGCAGGAACGGCUGCGCAGGAACGGCUGCGCAGAAGCGGCUGCGCAGAAGCGGCUGCGCAGAAGCGGCUGCGCAGAAGCGGCUGCGCAGAAGCGGCUGCGCAGAAGCGGCUGCGCAGAAGCGGCUGCGCAGAAGCGGCUGCGCAGAAGCGGCUGCGCAGAAGCGGCUGCGCAGAAGCGGCUGCGCAGAAGCGGCUGCGCAGAAGCGGCUGCGCAGAAGCGGCUGCGCAGAAGCGGCUGCGCAGAAGCGGCUGCGCAGAAACGGCUGCGCAGAAACGGCUGCGCAGAAACGGCUGCGCAGAAACGGCUGCGCAGAAACGGCUGCGCAGAAACGGCUGCGCAGAAGCGGCUGCGCAGAAGCGGCUGCGCAGAAGCGGCUGCGCAGAAGCGGCUGCGCAGAAGCGGCUGCGCAGAAGCGGCUGCGCAGAAGCGGCUGCGCAGAAGCGGCUGCGCAGAAGCGGCUGCGCAGAAGCGGCUGCGCAGAAACGGCUGCGCAGAAACGGCUGCGCAGAAACGGCUGCGCAGAAACGGCUGCGCAGAAACGGCUGCGCAGAAACGGCUGCGCAGAAACGGCUGCGCAGAAACGGCUGCGCAGAAACGGCUGCGCAGAAACGGCUGCGCAGGAACGGCUGCGCAGGAGCGGCUGCGCAGGAGCGGCUGCGCAGGAGCGGCUGCGCAGGAGCGGCUGCGCAGGAGCGGCUGCGCAGGAGCGGCUGCGCAGAAGCGGCUGCGCAGAAGCGGCUGCGCAGAAGCGGCUGCGCAGAAGCGGCUGCGCAGAAGCGGCUGCGCAGAAGCGUCUGCGCAGAACGGCUGCGCAGGAACGGCUGCGCAGGAACGGCUGCGCAGGAACGGCUGCGCAGGAACGGCUGCGCAGGAACGGCUGCGCAGAAGCGGCUGCGCAGAAGCGGCUGCGCAGAAGCGGCUGCGCAGAAGCGGCUGCGCAGAAGCGGCUGCGCAGAAGCGGCUGCGCAGAAGCGGCUGCGCAGAAGCGGCUGCGCAGAAGCGGCUGCGCAGAAGCGGCUGCGCAGAAGCGGCUGCGCAGAAGCGGCUGCGCAGAAGCGGCUGCGCAGAAACGGCUGCGCAGAAACGGCUGCGCAGAAACGGCUGCGCAGGAACGGCUGCGCAGGAACGGCUGCGCAGGAACGGCUGCGCAGGAACGGCUGCGCAGGAACGGCUGCGCAGAAACGGCUGCGCAGAAACGGCUGCGCAGAAACGGCUGCGCAGAAACGGCUGCGCAGAAACGGCUGCGCAGAAACGGCUGCGCAGAAACGGCUGCGCAGAAACGAGAGAAACGGCUGCGCAGAAACGGCUGCGCAGAAACGGCUGCGCAGAAACGGCUGCGCAGAAACGGCUGCGCAGAAGCCGCUGCGCAGAAGCAGCUGCGCAGAAGCAGCUGCGCAGAAGCAGCUGCGCAGAUACGGCUGCGCAGAAGCAGCUGCGCAGAAGCAGCUGCGCAGAAGCAGCUGCGCAGAUACGGCUGCGCAGAUACGGCUGCGCAGAAACGGCUGCGCAGAAACGGCUGCGCAGAAACGGCUGCGCAGAAACGGCUGCGCAGAAACGGCUGCGCCGAAACGGCUGCGCCGAAACGGCUGCGCAGAAACGGCUGCGCAGAAACGGCUGCGCAGAAACGGCUGCGCAGAAACGGCUGCGCAGAAACGGCUGCGCAGAAGCCGCUGCGCAGAAGCAGCUGCGCAGAAGCAGCUGCGCAGAAGCAGCUGCGCAGAUACGGCUGCGCAGAAGCGGCUGCGCAGAAGCGGCUGCGCAGAAACAGCUGCGCAGAAGCGGCUGCGCAGAAGCGGCUGCGCAGAAGCGGCUGCGCAGAAGCGGCUGCGCAGAAGCGGCUGCGCAGAAACAGCUGCGCAGAAGCGGCUGCGCAGAAGCGGCUGCGCAGAAGCGGCUGCGCAGAAGCGGCUGCGCAGAAGCGGCUGCGCAGAAGCGGCUGCGCAGAAGCGGCUGCGCAGAAGCGGCUGCGCAGAAGCGUCUGCGCAGAAGCGUCUGCGCAGUAGCGGCUGCGCAGUAGCGGCUGCGCUGAAGCGGCUGCGCAGAAGCGGCUGCGCAGAAGCGGCUGCGCAGAAGCGGCUGCGCAGAAACGGCUGCGCAGAAACGGCUGCGCAGAAACGGCUGCGCAGAAACGGCUGCGCAGGAACGGCUGCGCAGGAACGGCUGCGCAGGAACGGCUGCGCAGGAACGGCUGCGCAGGAACGGCUGCGCAGGAACGGCUGCGCAGGAACGGCUGCGCAGGAACGGCUGCGCAGAAGCGGCUGCGCAGAAGCGGCUGCGCAGAAGCGGCUGCGCAGAAGCGGCUGCGCAGAAGCGGCUGCGCAGAAGCGGCUGCGCAGAAGCGGCUGCGCAGAAGCGGCUGCGCAGAAGCGGCUGCGCAGAAGCGGCUGCGCAGAAGCGGCUGCGCAGAAGCGGCUGCGCAGAAGCGGCUGCGCAGAAGCGGCUGCGCAGAAGCGGCUGCGCAGAAGCGGCUGCGCAGAAGCGGCUGCGCAGAAACGGCUGCGCAGAAACGGCUGCGCAGAAACGGCUGCGCAGAAACGGCUGCGCAGAAACGGCUGCGCAGAAACGGCUGCGCAGAAGCGGCUGCGCAGAAGCGGCUGCGCAGAAGCGGCUGCGCAGAAGCGGCUGCGCAGAAGCGGCUGCGCAGAAGCGGCUGCGCAGAAGCGGCUGCGCAGAAGCGGCUGCGCAGAAGCGGCUGCGCAGAAGCGGCUGCGCAGAAACGGCUGCGCAGAAACGGCUGCGCAGAAACGGCUGCGCAGAAACGGCUGCGCAGAAACGGCUGCGCAGAAACGGCUGCGCAGAAACGGCUGCGCAGAAACGGCUGCGCAGAAACGGCUGCGCAGAAACGGCUGCGCAGGAACGGCUGCGCAGGAGCGGCUGCGCAGGAGCGGCUGCGCAGGAGCGGCUGCGCAGGAGCGGCUGCGCAGGAGCGGCUGCGCAGGAGCGGCUGCGCAGAAGCGGCUGCGCAGAAGCGGCUGCGCAGAAGCGGCUGCGCAGAAGCGGCUGCGCAGAAGCGGCUGCGCAGAAGCGUCUGCGCAGAACGGCUGCGCAGGAACGGCUGCGCAGGAACGGCUGCGCAGGAACGGCUGCGCAGGAACGGCUGCGCAGGAACGGCUGCGCAGGAACGGCUGCGCAGAAGCGGCUGCGCAGAAGCGGCUGCGCAGAAGCGGCUGCGCAGAAGCGGCUGCGCAGAAGCGGCUGCGCAGAAGCGGCUGCGCAGAAGCGGCUGCGCAGAAGCGGCUGCGCAGAAGCGGCUGCGCAGAAGCGGCUGCGCAGAAGCGGCUGCGCAGAAGCGGCUGCGCAGAAACGGCUGCGCAGAAACGGCUGCGCAGAAACGGCUGCGCAGGAACGGCUGCGCAGGAACGGCUGCGCAGGAACGGCUGCGCAGGAACGGCUGCGCAGGAACGGCUGCGCAGAAACGGCUGCGCAGAAACGGCUGCGCAGAAACGGCUGCGCAGAAACGGCUGCGCAGAAACGGCUGCGCAGAAACGGCUGCGCAGAAACGGCUGCGCAGAAACGGCUGCGCAGAAACGGCUGCGCAGAAACGGCUGCGCAGAAACGGCUGCGCAGAAACGGCUGCGCAGAAACGGCUGCGCAGAAACGGCUGCGCAGAAACGGCUGCGCAGAAACGGCUGCGCAGAAGCCGCUGCGCAGAAGCAGCUGCGCAGAAGCAGCUGCGCAGAAGCAGCUGCGCAGAUACGGCUGCGCAGAAGCAGCUGCGCAGAAGCAGCUGCGCAGAAGCAGCUGCGCAGAUACGGCUGCGCAGAUACGGCUGCGCAGAAACGGCUGCGCAGAAACGGCUGCGCAGAAACGGCUGCGCAGAAACGGCUGCGCAGAAACGGCUGCGCCGAAACGGCUGCGCCGAAACGGCUGCGCAGAAACGGCUGCGCAGAAACGGCUGCGCAGAAACGGCUGCGCAGAAACGGCUGCGCAGAAACGGCUGCGCAGAAGCCGCUGCGCAGAAGCAGCUGCGCAGAAGCAGCUGCGCAGAAGCAGCUGCGCAGAUACGGCUGCGCAGAAGCAGCUGCGCAGAAGCAGCUGCGCAGAAGCAGCUGCGCAGAUACGGCUGCGCAGAUACGGCUGCGCAGAAACGGCUGCGCAGAAACGGCUGCGCAGAAACGGCUGCGCAGAAACGGCUGCGCAGAAACGGCUGCGCCGAAACGGCUGCGCCGAAACGGCUGCGCCGAAACAGCUGCGCCGAAACAGCUGCGCCGAAACAGCUGCGCCGAAACAGCUGCGCCGAAACUGCUGCGCCGAAACUGCUGCGCCGAAACUGCUGCGCCGAAACUGCUGCGCCGAAACUGCUGCGCCGAAACUGCUGCGCCGAAACUGCUGCGCCGAAACUGCUGCGCCGAAACAGCUGCGCCGAAACUGCUGCGCCGAAACAGCUGCGCCGAAACAGCUGCGCCGAAACAGCUGCGCCGAAACAGCUGCGCCGAAACAGCUGCGCCGAAACAGCUGCGCCGAAACAGCUGCGCAGAAACAGCUAGGCAUAAGCAGCUGCGCAGAAACAGCUGCGCAGAAACAGAUGCGCAGAAACAGCUGCGCAGAAACAGCUGCGCAGAAACAGCUGCGCAGAAACAGCUGCGCAGAAACAGCUGCGCAGAGACCGCUGCGCAGAGACAGCUGCGCAGAGACUGCUGCGCAGAGACAGCUGUGCAGACAGCUGCGCAGAGACAGCUGCGCAGAAACAGCUGCGCAGAAACAGCUGCGCAGAAACAGCUGCGCAGAAACAGCUGCGCAGAAACAGCUGCUCAGAAACAGCUGCGCAGAAACAGCUGCGCAGAAACAGCUGCGCAGAGACAGCUGCGCAGAAACAGCUGCGCAGAAACAGCUGCGCAGAAACAGCUGCGCAGAAACAGCGGCGCAGAAACAGCGGCGCAGAAACACUCUAUAGCCUCCGGUUACAGGAGCGUACCUCCAUGUUCAAUGUUUUUUGGGCAGUUGAACAUCUGCGCGGAGACGGCUGCGCGGAAGCGGCUGCGCGGAAGCGGCUGCGCGGAAGCGGCUGCGCGGAAGCGGCUGCGCGGGAACGGCUGCGCGGGAACGGCUGCGCGGGAACGGCUGCGCAGAAACGGCUGCGCAGAAACGGCUGCGCAGAAGCGGCUGCGCAGAAGCGGCUGCGCAGAAGCGGCUGCGCAGAAGCGGCUGCGCAGAAGCGGCUGCGCAGAAGCGGCUGCGCAGAAGCGGCUGCGCAGAAGCGGCUGCGCAGAAGCGGCUGCGCAGAAGCGGCUGCGCAGAAGCGGCUGCGCAGAAGCGGCUGCGCAGAAGCGGCUGCGCAGAAGCGGCUGCGCAGAAGCGGCUGCGCAGAAGCGGCUGCGCAGAAACGGCUGCGCAGAAACGGCUGCGCAGAAACGGCUGCGCAGAAACGGCUGCGCAGAAGCGGCUGCGCAGAAGCGGCUGCGCAGAAGCGGCUGCGCAGAAGCGGCUGCGCAGAAGCGGCUGCGCAGAAGCGGCUGCGCAGAAGCGGCUGCGCACAAGCGGCUGCGCACAAGCGGCUGCGCAGAAGCGGCUGCGCAGAAGCGGCUGCGCAGAAGCGGCUGCGCAGAAGCGGCUGCGCAGAAGCGGCUGCGCAGAAGCGGCUGCGCAGAAGCGGCUGCGCAGAAGCGGCUGCGCAGAAUCGGCUGCGCAGAAGCGGCUGCGCAGAAUCGGCUGCGCAGAAUCGGCUGCGCAGAAGCGGCUGCGCAGAAGCGGCUGCGCAGAAGCGGCUGCGCAGAAGCGGCUGCGCAGAAGCGGCUGCGCAGAAGCGGCUGCGCAGAAGCGGCUGCGCAGAAGCGGCUGCGCAGAAGCGGCUGCGCAGAAGCGGCUGCGCAGAAGCGGCUGCGCAGAAGCGGCUGCGCAGAGACGGCUGCGCAGAAACGGCUGCGCAGAAACGGCUGCGCAGAAACGGCUGCGCAGAAGCGGCUGCGCAGAAGCGGCUGCGCAGAAGCGGCUGCGCAGAAGCGGCUGCGCAGAAGCGGCUGCGCAGAAACGGCUGCGCAGAAGCGGCUGCGCAGAAGCGGCUGCGCAGAAGCGGCUGCGCAGAAGCGGCUGCGCAGAAACGGCUGCGCAGAAACGGCUGCGCAGAAACGGCUGCGCAGAAACGGCUGCGCAGAUACGGCUGCGCAGAAACGGCUGCGCAGAAACGGCUGCGCAGAUACCGCUGCGCAGAAACGGCUGCGCAGAAACGGCUGCGCAGAAACGGCUGCGCAGAAACGGCUGCGCAGAAACGGCUGCGCAGGAACGGCUGCGCAGGAACGGCUGCGCAGGAACGGCUGCGCAGGAACGGCUGCGCAGGAACGGCUGCGCAGGAACGGCUGCGCAGGAACGGCUGCGCAGGAACGGCUGCGCAGAAGCGGCUGCGCAGAAGCGGCUGCGCAGAAGCGGCUGCGCAGAAGCGGCUGCGCAGAAGCGGCUGCGCAGAAGCGGCUGCGCAGAAGCGGCUGCGCAGAAGCGGCUGCGCAGAAGCGGCUGCGCAGAAGCGGCUGCGCAGAAGCGGCUGCGCAGAAGCGGCUGCGCAGAAGCGGCUGCGCAGAAACAGCUGCGCAGAAGCGGCUGCGCAGAAGCGGCUGCGCAGAAGCGGCUGCGCAGAAGCGGCUGCGCAGAAACGGCUGCGCAGAUACGGCUGCGCAGAUACGGCUGCGCGGAAACGGCUGCGCGGAAACGGCUGCGCGGAAACGGCUGCGCGGAAACGGCUGCGCAGAAACGGCUGCGCAGAAACGGCUGCGCAGAAGCGGCUGCGCAGAAGCGGCUGCGCAGAAACGGCUGCGCAGAUACGGCUGCGCAGAAACGGCUGCGCAGAAACGGCUGCGCAGAAACGGCUGCGCAGAAACGGCUGCGCAGAAACGGCUGCGCAGAAACGGCUGCGCAGAAACGGCAGCGCAGAAACGGCUGCGCAAAACGGCUGCGCAGAAACGGCUGCGCAGAAACGGCUGCGCAGAAACGGCUGCGCAGAAACAGCUGCGCAGAAACAGCUGCGCAGAAACAGCUGCGCAGAAACAGCUGCGCAUAAACAGCUGCGCAGAAACAGCUGCGCAGAAACAGCUGCGCAGAAGCAGCUGCGCAGAAACAGCUGCGCAGAAACAGCUGCGCAGAAACAGCUGCGCAGAAACAGCUGCGCAGAAACAGCUGCGCAGAAUCAGCUGCGCAGAAACAGCUGCGCAGAAACAGCUGCGCAGAAUCAGCUGCGCAGAAACAGCUGCGCAGGAACAGCUGCGCAGCAACAGCUGCGCAGAAACAGCUGCGCAGGAACAGCUGCGCAGGAACAGCUGCGCAGGAACAGCUGCGCAGGAACAGCUGCGCAGGAACAGCUGC
This is a messenger RNA of Schistocerca nitens (vagrant locust), 10206 nucleotides long. RefSeq lists its product as uncharacterized. The transcript has 7 exons. The record is from RefSeq and is a predicted model, not a curated record. NCBI's taxonomy places the organism in Eukaryota, Metazoa, Arthropoda, Insecta, Orthoptera, Acrididae. Gene Ontology annotation, biological process: cell differentiation. The annotation marks the transcript as partial.